Annulohypoxylon truncatum is the source of this 1102-nucleotide messenger RNA. RefSeq lists its product as uncharacterized. The record is from RefSeq and is a predicted model, not a curated record. Bases 1 to 1044 code for a protein of 347 amino acids. Lineage: Eukaryota; Fungi; Ascomycota; Sordariomycetes; Xylariales; Hypoxylaceae. The transcript has a single exon.
AUGGCCUCGAUCAAUUUCACUGCGCCAAAUAGUGUUGAUGACAUCUUAAUGUUUGGCAGGUACUACCAAACGAUCGUUGCCAUGGAGCCAGACUUGGUUGAUGACAGGAGGCUUCUACGUGAGGAAGAGGCCUCCUUUAUCCGGGAGACUGCGGCUUGUGAUGAUUUAACCGCAGUAGCGACUUGCCAGGAAAGGCUCAACCUGGGACUUGACUAUUACUACGCAGUCAAACAUCAAAUCACGUCGUUUCUUAGAGUAUGGGACGGCAUCAUUGACCAGAAACGUCGCUAUGAUGCUGCAGGAUGGUUUGAGAGAAGCCGUGGUUUUAUCGAUUCCUUCCAGUUCUGCUCAUACCUGAUCCCGCAAAGAGUUAGUAUUGGGUUUCUUGGGCCUUACGUGGGCGUUCCACGAUUUAAUAAAGGCUUCAGUGAUGGAAAUACGUUAGGCCGCCCAUUUUCUUACCACUCUGCAACGCCGACAGUUGUCAAUUCGCCUCUGCGUUGGACCGAAUCGAUUCAACAUGGUAAUUUUAGAGAGCAGGCCCUCUCUGACAAAGAAUAUCCAGACGCUCUUGCCCUCUCGCCAACUGUCUGCAACGACGAUUUCGAGGACGUUGAUGUCUACGGCGGAUCUGGGACCAUAUCCAUAUCAAGUGAUGAUGACAGCAGCGACGAUGAUAUUGAUUACAGCCAGUACAGCGAUGAGAGCGAUAAAAGUAAGGCGCUCCAGUUCCCCUCCGAGCUCACUGGCAGAAACCUCUCAAGUCGCGGCUUCGAAGGUCCGAGCACAUAUCAGCCGAAGGCACUGGAAGAUACGUUGAGAGAAAAGCUUCUCAACAACCUUUCCAAAACAAAGCAGCCAUAUGAGACUCUCCAACGCGAUGAUGACGUUGGAAAAAGACCACCUGCCUCAGGAGAGGGGAAGCGUCCAAGCCGAACGUUAGAAGACGUACAGAAGAAACGGAAGUUUUUUGCAGUUCAAGAGGGCAAUGAGCAUGAGUAUGAAGGAAUCACUAAAGGAGACAAGCGGCCGCGCGCCGCAUGAAGGUAGAAGAAGGUGGAGAAGAGAAGCUGGAAUGAUGGAAAAUUUGUUGUUUACCGAG